UAUAGUUGAGGAAGAAGCGAUGACGUCGUUCUUCUUAUUCGUCGCACUUCGUGUGUAGACUCUUUCCGUGACUGUCAGUUGUUUGGACCGCUUGUCUUCUCAGUCUUUUUUGCCGAAUUGCCUGAAUUGUAUUGCGGUUCUUGGUAGUUUACAAGUCGUUUUGAUAUCAAAUCAAACAUGCAAAUCUUUGUGAAGACUCUCACAGGCAAGACCAUCACUCUUGAGGUCGAAGCUUCUGACACAAUAGAAAAUGUAAAGGCUAAGAUUCAGGAUAAAGAGGGAAUUCCUCCAGAUCAGCAACGUCUGAUCUUUGCCGGCAAGCAACUGGAAGACGGCAGAACUCUUUCUGACUAUAACAUCCAGAAAGAGUCCACACUUCAUCUGGUUCUGCGUCUUCGAGGAGGAAUGCAGAUUUUCGUAAAAACCCUCACGGGUAAGACCAUCACCCUCGAAGUUGAAGCAUCUGACACAAUAGAGAAUGUAAAAGCUAAAAUCCAGGAUAAAGAGGGAAUUCCUCCGGAUCAGCAACGUCUGAUCUUUGCCGGCAAGCAACUAGAAGAUGGCAGAACUCUUUCUGACUAUAAUAUCCAGAAGGAGUCCACACUUCAUCUGGUUCUGCGUCUUCGAGGAGGAAUGCAGAUUUUCGUAAAAACCCUCACGGGUAAGACCAUCACUCUUGAGGUUGAAGCGUCUGACACAAUAGAGAAUGUAAAGGCAAAAAUACAAGACAAAGAAGGUAUUCCUCCUGAUCAGCAACGCCUGAUCUUCGCCGGCAAGCAACUAGAAGAUGGCAGAACUCUUUCUGACUAUAACAUCCAGAAGGAGUCCACACUUCAUCUGGUUUUGCGUCUUCGAGGAGGAAUGCAGAUUUUCGUAAAAACCCUCACGGGUAAGACCAUCACUCUUGAGGUUGAAGCGUCUGACACAAUAGAGAAUGUAAAGGCAAAAAUACAAGACAAAGAAGGUAUUCCUCCUGAUCAGCAACGCCUGAUCUUCGCCGGCAAGCAACUAGAAGAUGGCAGAACUCUUUCUGACUAUAACAUCCAGAAGGAGUCCACACUUCAUCUGGUUUUGCGUCUUCGAGGAGGAAUGCAGAUUUUCGUAAAAACCCUCACGGGUAAGACCAUCACUCUUGAGGUUGAAGCGUCUGACACAAUAGAGAAUGUAAAGGCAAAAAUACAAGACAAAGAAGGUAUUCCUCCUGAUCAGCAACGCCUGAUCUUCGCCGGCAAGCAACUAGAAGAUGGCAGAACUCUUUCUGACUAUAACAUCCAGAAGGAGUCCACACUUCAUCUGGUUUUGCGUCUUCGAGGAGGAAUGCAGAUUUUCGUAAAAACCCUCACGGGUAAGACCAUCACUCUUGAGGUUGAAGCGUCUGACACAAUAGAGAAUGUAAAGGCAAAAAUACAAGACAAAGAAGGUAUUCCUCCUGAUCAGCAACGCCUGAUCUUCGCCGGCAAGCAACUAGAAGAUGGCAGAACUCUUUCUGACUAUAACAUCCAGAAGGAGUCCACACUUCAUCUGGUUUUGCGUCUUCGAGGAGGAAUGCAGAUUUUCGUAAAAACCCUCACGGGUAAGACCAUCACUCUUGAGGUUGAAGCGUCUGACACAAUAGAGAAUGUAAAGGCAAAAAUACAAGACAAAGAAGGUAUUCCUCCUGAUCAGCAACGCCUGAUCUUCGCCGGCAAGCAACUAGAAGAUGGCAGAACUCUUUCUGACUAUAACAUCCAGAAGGAGUCCACACUUCAUCUGGUUUUGCGUCUUCGAGGAGGAAUGCAGAUUUUCGUAAAAACCCUCACGGGUAAGACCAUCACUCUUGAGGUUGAAGCGUCUGACACAAUAGAGAAUGUAAAGGCAAAAAUACAAGACAAAGAAGGUAUUCCUCCUGAUCAGCAACGUCUGAUCUUCGCCGGCAAGCAACUAGAAGACGGCAGAACUCUUUCUGACUAUAACAUCCAGAAAGAGUCCACACUUCAUCUGGUUCUGCGUCUUCGAGGAGGAAUGCAGAUUUUCGUAAAAACCCUCACGGGUAAGACCAUCACUCUUGAGGUUGAAGCAUCUGACACAAUAGAGAAUGUAAAAGCUAAAAUCCAGGAUAAAGAGGGAAUUCCUCCGGAUCAACAACGUCUGAUCUUCGCCGGAAAGCAAUUAGAAGACGGCAGAACUCUUUCUGACUAUAACAUCCAGAAAGAGUCCACACUUCAUCUGGUUCUGCGUCUUCGAGGAGGAAUGCAGAUUUUCGUAAAAACCCUCACGGGUAAGACCAUCACCCUCGAAGUUGAAGCAUCUGACACAAUAGAGAAUGUAAAAGCCAAAAUUCAGGACAAAGAGGGAAUUCCUCCGGAUCAGCAACGUUUGAUCUUUGCUGGCAAGCAGUUGGAAGAUGGCAGAACUCUAUCGGACUACAACAUCCAGAAGGAGUCCACGCUGCAUUUAGUCUUACGACUUCGCGGAGGCUUUUAAGCUGUAGUUCGAGUCGAAUAUUCUUAGUACUACAUAGUCAAUUAGUAUCUACAGUAAUAGAAUAUUUUUAUUUCUACUUUUUUUAAUGUAUGCUUAAAAUUUACAUUCACAAAGUAUAUUUUUUGAGUUCACUUAAAAAUUAUCCGCGCAUUAUAAAAAGACGAGUGCGACAAGAAUGUAGCAAGUUAUAGUCCAUACAAAUAUAAAAUCCAUGUACAUUCUUGUACAGCGCUGAAACAUUAAAUAUUAUAUUGAAAA
Messenger RNA from Harpegnathos saltator (Jerdon's jumping ant), 2721 nucleotides. RefSeq names its product polyubiquitin-A. The record is from RefSeq and is a predicted model, not a curated record. The transcript has 2 exons. NCBI's taxonomy places the organism in Eukaryota, Metazoa, Arthropoda, Insecta, Hymenoptera, Formicidae. Bases 178 to 2463 code for a protein of 761 amino acids. Gene Ontology annotation, molecular function: protein binding.